Messenger RNA from Durusdinium trenchii, 2577 nucleotides. NCBI's taxonomy places the organism in Eukaryota, Dinophyceae, Suessiales, Symbiodiniaceae. The record is from the annotation of a GenBank genome assembly.
AUGGCUCCUGAUUCUCGAUUCCUGUGCCUUCUUCUCAUAUUGCAGGUGAAAGCGAGUCCUCCAUGUGCCAAAGAGGGUGUGAUCUACAAAGACCCAGAGGUCUCCGAUGUGGGCCCCAAUGGUGCAUGGGUUUUGGAUGCCGACCAGUGCCAGAAUUCCUGCGAAACCAGACCGUCCUGUUCCUAUUUCUCCUUUGUCCCCAGCAAUUUGCCAGGAGCAGGUGAGUGCUGGCUUUUAGGCAAGAAUGCCAAAGCAGAAGAGAGAAAAGGAGUCAUAAGUGGUCCGCAGGUUUGUGCUGAGGAUCGAGUCAGCUCGAUCAACGCAUGCGGCAUGCUUGAACACCAAUGCCCAUCCCACUGGAGUGCCGAAGGUGCCGGAGGCUUUCUCUGUAUUUCAGGCCAAUCCGUAGGCGCGUGCCGCCAAGCAGUACACGGACCUUUCCCGGCCUCAGACUGCCAGGCACAAUGUAGCAUUGGCAGUGUCGACCCAAAGGAUUUGCAGGAAGCCGCGAAAGAAGAGGAAGCUGCAGCCAAGGCACAGGCCCAAGAUGACAAGGGAGAAGAUGGCAAGGAUGCAGAACACUCCAAAGAACAGUCUGGCUACUAUUACGGAACGGCAGACUAUGGUGGCUAUGGAGAUCAUCAGGCUGAGAUGGACGAGUGUGGAGACAGUGGCGCACACUGUCCUUCGCACUGGCUCGAGGAUGCAAGUGGAGGCUACCUUUGUAAGUCAGGCCACGCUCGAGGCGUGUGCCGCGAAGCUCACAGGGGACCAUUCCCAUCGCAUGCUUGUGAGGAGCAGUGCAGCAUUGGUGCUGUCCAGGGCUUGGAGGUGGAUUCAUCAAAUGCUGAAGUCCUAACCACGUGGCUGGUGGACCGCAAGCAACCUGAUGCCAGCUGGGAACCACGGACCUUGACUUUGCCCAAGAAACCUCUGUCCGAACAAGAAGAGCUGCUUCGGAUACAGAGGAUUUGGAAGGACAAGAUUCCAGCGGCAGAGAUCUUCAAAAUCCAUGUGGUGGAACCCUUGAUCAAAGAUUAUCCAGGCAGACCAUCUCUCCAUGUCCUGGUGGAAAGCAAUCCACUUGAAAGCUCAGACCGUGCUCCUGUCCUCAUGGAGGUGAAGGGCCCCAGUGAUGUUGGACAUUGGCGUGCGGGUUUCGUUCAGACCCCUGCGACUUUGGACACCAUGAAGGCUGACACUGGACACUUGCCAGAUGGUGCUCUGGUCACCGUGUAUGACCAGCAGCUGGAGGAUGGCACCUCCAAAACAGUCAUGCCCGGUGACCUCAUCACGAUUGUAGAACCACCCAACGCGAAAGAUGCUUUCUCCAGUAGCUGGACGACGGGUCACGAGAAAGAAGGUGACAUCUCAGAGCGUUUUACCGAGAAGAUGAUGGAAUGGGGUCAUAAGCUGACCGUGCUCGAGAAAAAGAUCCUGAAGGUGAUCACAGAUUCAGCUCCUCCGAAACAGCAGAGCAAUCAGGAUGGGGAAGAUUCAGGCUUCAAGAAGGUCUUGCCAUGCGUCUCUGAUAGUGCUCACCAGUGUCCUCAAGACUGGGCCAGUGGAGCGAGCGGUGGCUACUUCUGCCACUCCAAUAGCGGUUGCCGGGCAGCGGACCAUGGACCUUUUCCGUCCGAAGAUUGCGAGGCGCAAUGCUCUAUUGGCCAAGUCUUUGUGGCAGGCGGUGGCGAUGUGGCAGUGCCUUUCAAUUGUUUGUUGAACCUGAACCUUUGGAAGACUCAUUGGAGUGCAGCGAAGAAAAGCUGGUGCUGUGAGAACUCCGUAGAGGGCCAGGUGGCUUGUGCCAAGGAGGAGUCUCAUUCCGGAAUUCUUCGACGAUGUCCUGCAGAUCUGAAGACUUCAUGCCCAGAAGAUUGGACCCAGCCGCGGUCUGGCGGAGGUGGUUUCUAUUGCCAAAACACUUCAGGUUGCCGUCCCAGAGAAGAUGGACCUUUUCCGCUUGAGAGCUGCAAGGAGCAGUGCUACCUUGGUGUCACAACCAUUGGAGGCUUCCUGCCAAAGCCGGUCUUUUGGGACUGCAAGCUUGACCUCUUUUCGUGGCUUUCGAAGUGGUCUGAGGAGAAGAAGCAGUGGUGCUGUGAACAUUCUCCGGAUGCCCACAGAAUCUGCUCCAAGACCAAGGUCAACAGCGAUGCUCGCUAUUGCGAAGCCACUACUGCAGGGGGCGUUCCAUGCAAUUUUCCAUUCAGCUGGGGUGGAAGAAAGCACUAUGGGUGCGCAGUGAAGGGCAGUUGGAUGGGAGGUCGUCCCUGGUGCAUGCGAGUAGAUGGCAACUGGGCCAUGUGCGACUGCAAGGCUGAGCUCACUGUUUUGGAGAACUGGGACAUGGAUCCAAGAUCAGCGACUUGGUCUCCAAAAGCGAUUCGCUCAAGCCACAUGCGCGGUGCCCAGCGAUUUCUCACGUUGGAGUUGGUGGAGGACCUGUUCGAGUCCGAGUUGGUGCCCAAGGACGCUGGGCCUCCACCUGUUCCGGCCAUUGACCUCGAUGAUUUGGGCCUUCAUAGCGUGAAGCCUUGCUUCUUUGAGAAGAACAAGUGGUGCUCGGGGACCUAG